CAUGGCAUGGCGCACGAGCGUGCUGAUGCUGUGCAUCGCUCUCACUCACUGGUAGCUCGCAGCGGACGAGUGAUAAGUAUUCCCGGCCCUUGUCCGCUCCUGCUCGUCCGUCACUGAUGACUGAUGAUCUUUGUCCACCACCAGCCGCAGUCUUAUGCUGCCAGCUCUUCGCUUAAAUUCACCAGCGUUUCAAGAAUCCAAAGCUGGUGGUCACAGAUCAACAAGGUUUAACUAAAAUGGAGGCGGUGGUGGCGAGGAUUCGUCUCGUGCUGGUGCUUUGCGUGGCGGCGGCGGCGGCGGCGGCGCUGAUGGCUUCUCCGGGCGCCGCCGCCGGCGAGGGUGCGGCGGCGGCGGCAACGGCGCAGGAGCUGCGGCGAGGCUUCUCGGUGACCCACGACCAGUCCUACUCGCAGUUCCAGCCGGUGCUCGCCGACCCCACCGGCGCCUUCGCGCUCGGCUUCCUCCGCGUCAAGGCCACCAUGCUGGACCUCGCCGUCCUCCACCUCCCGUCGGCCUUCCCGCUCUGGCGCGCGAUCCCCGACCGCCCGGCGCCCUGGUCCGCGCCCGCCUCCCUCUCCUUCGACGGCGGCCUCGUCCUCACCGACCGCGCGGCCAGCAAGGUGCUCUGGUCCGCCGCCGCCGCCUCGCCCGGCGACCGCGCCGUCCUCCUCAACACGUCCAACCUCCAAAUCCAGAGCACCAGUGCUGGCGUGGUGUGGCAGAGCUUCGACCACCCGUCGGACACCAUCGUCCAGGGCCAGAACCUCACCACCGCGGCUGCGCUCUACACCCUCGACCGGCGCUUCGCGAUGCGGCUGGGGAGCAACUACUUCGCGCUCUACAUCGAGCCGCCGUCGCCGGGCGGCGUCGCCGCCGCCGCCAUGUACUUGAAGCACACGGCGCUGCAGGCCAAGGCCCAGAUCGUGGCCGGCGGCGGGCCGACCUACGCGCGUGUGGAGCCCGACGGCUUCCUCGCCAUGUACCAGAAGGAGGGCCCGCCCGCCGACGUGCUCUCGUUCGACACCUUCAACCGCGGCGUCCGCGCCCUCCGCCGCAUGACCCUGGAGCCCGACGGGAACCUCCGCGCCUACUACUGGGACGGCGCCCGGUGGGCCGCCGACUACACCUCCAUCACCGAGGCCUGCGAGCUCCCCACCACCUGCGGCGCCUACAGCGUCUGCGCGCAGCCCCGCGGCGGGUGCGAGUGCCUGCUGGGGAACGCGACCGACGGUUCGGGCUGCGCCGCCGCCGCCGCCCCGGGCAGCCUGUGCGGCACCCCUGGCGGGGAGGUCGGCGGGCUGUACCGGGCGGUGCGGCGGCGGGGCGUGGAGCCGGCGAACAAGGAGCUCCUGGGGUUCGAGCGCGCGGCGUCGGCGGCGGACUGCGAGGCGCGGUGCGAGCGCAAGUGCAGCUGCUGGGGCGCGGUGUACAGCAACGGCACCGGGUACUGCUACCUCCUCGACUACCCGGCGCAGCUGCUGGUGGAGGGCGACGAGCGCAAGCUGGGCUACUUCAAGGUCAGGAGCCUCGAGGAGGAGGCGGCCGGACGCGGCGGCGGCGGCGGCGCGGGCGGGGUCAAGGCUGCGCUGCUCGCCGUCGGCGUCGCGGCUGUGGUCGGCGCGGCUGCGUUCGGGGCGUACAGGGCGUGGGACAGGAGGCGGCGGGCCGCCGCGGACGCGAGGCGGCAGCUGGGCGCCGUCGACGACGGGCUCUCGCCGGGGCCGUAGAAGAACCUCGGGUCCUUCAGCUCCGUCGAGCUCACCAGCUCCUUCCGGAGGUAGCCAGGU
Panicum virgatum (switchgrass) is the source of this 1787-nucleotide messenger RNA. Its product is annotated as PAN domain-containing protein At5g03700-like. The transcript has a single exon. Lineage: Eukaryota; Viridiplantae; Streptophyta; Magnoliopsida; Poales; Poaceae. The record is from RefSeq and is a predicted model, not a curated record. Gene Ontology annotation, biological process: recognition of pollen. The coding region runs from base 237 to 1727 and encodes 496 amino acids.